AUGCCAAUUGUGUUAAAAAGAGUUAUUGAUAGGUUAUGCCGUACACGACAUAUGCCACCUGGGGCUCUAGCUGUAAACACAUCUCGAUUGAACGCACCACCACCACCGCCUCAUACCACCGCAACAGCACCACCGCCUCAUACAACUGCAACACCUUCCCUGCCUCUUACAGCCCAAACACCUCCACUGCCUCAGAAAAUCAAAGCAGCAUCACAGUCUCAGACAACUGACACAUCACCGACAUUUGAGGAAUCCACAUUUGUCCCUAUCCCUGGAGUGACACAUCAUGUUUUGCAAGGUCCAAUUGUCAAUCACACCACGAUAGCAGGGGAGGAAGUGGAGAGGGACCAAACUGUUUCUGAUGAGGAAGAGGAGGCCGUAGAACAAGCAUUUGCUUCUGGGCAAGGCCAAUGA
Molecule: messenger RNA, 414 nt
Organism: Vicia faba (fava bean)
Lineage: Eukaryota; Viridiplantae; Streptophyta; Magnoliopsida; Fabales; Fabaceae
Source: the annotation of a GenBank genome assembly